This is a messenger RNA of Cynoglossus semilaevis (tongue sole), 3662 nucleotides long. It is a transcript of the gene add2, whose product is annotated as adducin 2 (beta). The record is from RefSeq and is a predicted model, not a curated record. Gene Ontology annotation, molecular function: actin filament binding. Gene Ontology annotation, biological process: barbed-end actin filament capping. The transcript has 15 exons. Gene Ontology annotation, cellular component: plasma membrane; cytoskeleton; postsynaptic density. The coding region runs from base 313 to 2394 and encodes 693 amino acids. NCBI's taxonomy places the organism in Eukaryota, Metazoa, Chordata, Actinopteri, Pleuronectiformes, Cynoglossidae.
UCCCUUCAUGUGGGGCGUAGCCAUCUGAGCAUCCUGACGGUAACUCUUCACUGGUUCUUCAAUCACUGAGUGGUAUCACCAGCUGAACUUCCUGUCAGUGGUGCUGACGCUUCUCUCCCGCCUGUUAGCAGCAGCUUUUAUUGCUAAUGUUUCAUUGCAUUUGUUGUUGCUCUGCAUUACCACUGGACGGUGCCCUGAGGAAUCAGCAUCCUUAAUGUCAGGUUUUCUUGACCAACAUCUGGUUGUCACACAAACAAAAGAUGAGUAAGUCCCCCACACCUAAAGGCACCCCGGUGCAGCGGAGCCCCAGUGAUGGGGUCCCAGAGGGUCUUCAGUCCCCUCAGCACUCAACACCAGACUCUGGACCACAGCAUAAGAAACGUAUUUCCAGCCUUCUCCACAGUCCGUGUGUGUUGUCUAUGUACCACACGCUCAUGUGAUUUAAUGCAUUCACUUUGUGGUAACCGGUGGGACCAGUCCUUCAAAGAGGAGCUGGAUGUGCUUAUCCAGGAGCAGAUGAAAAAGGGCGGCAGCUCCUCUAACCUAUGGGCACUAAAGCAGCUCGCUGACUUUAUGGCCUCACAUGGUUCUCCAGCUGCUCUGCCGGUCUCUCCAUCCAACAUGAUGAUGGUGAUGCCGAUCAAUGACCUGCACAGCUGGGAGCCAGGCAGUUUGGUAAAGGGUGAGAGGUUGAUGCGCUGCAAACUGGCCAGCACUCAUCGUCUGUUUGACCUUUACGGCUGGGCUGGGAUUAGCCACACCUGCCUAACUCUUCGUGUCAGUAAAGAACAGGAACAUUUCCUGGUUCUUCCAGAUGGUCUGGCCUAUAGUGAAGUGACUGGAUCCAGUCUGGUGAAGGUGAACAUCCUGGGGGAAGUGGUGGAGAAGGGCAGCACCAACCUGGGCUUGGACCCAGAAAAGUUUGGCCUGCACUCAGCCAUCUACUCCGCCAGGCCGGACGUUCGGUGUCUUCUUCACCUUCACACUCCAGCCACAGCAGCAGUUUCAGCUAUGAAGUGUGGCCUUCUGCCACUUUCCCAUGAGGCUUUGCUUGUUGGUGACGUGGCCUAUUAUGACUACAAUGGAGUGAUGGAGGAGGAGGAGGACAGAGUGGAGCUGCAGAAGAGUCUGGGACCUACGUGUAAGGUUCUGGUGCUGAGGAAUCAUGGUAUUGUGGCUCUGGGGGAUUCUGUGGAGGAGGCUUUCUACACCAUCUACCACAUCCAGGCUGCCUGCCAGAUACAGGUUACAGCUUUGUGUUCUGCUGGAGGUGAAAGUAACCUCAUUUUGUUGGACCGGACCAUCCAUAAACCCAUCUCCGCUGGUACUGUUGGCUGGGCCGGCUCCACUUUUGGACCUUUGCAAAAGAGCCGUGUUGGGGAGCAUGAGUUUGAAGCCCUAAUGCGAACUUUGGAUAAUCUGGGCUACCGUACUGGCUAUGCCUACCGGUUCCCUUUGCUACUGGAGCGGACGCGGAUGCGGCGAGAGGUGGAGGUGCCUGCAACCGUCACAGUUUUCCACCAGUUCGAUGACGACGGAGUGCAUCCAGCGCUCAGACAGCACCCUUUUGCCCAGCGUCAGCAGCAGGAGAGAACCCGAUGGCUCAACACCCCCAACAGCUACCAAAAAGUCAACCAGGAGCAGGCUAGUCCUGGAAACCAGCGCAGCACUUGGUUGAAGUCAGCAGAAGUGACGCAGGCCGGAGGCACCUCCAUCAAGAUAGAAGCCUCAAACCAGUUUGUUCCUCUUUUCACCAACCCUCAGGAGGUGGUGGAGACAAGAAACAAGAUCAGACAGCAGAAUCGUCAGGACAUGAAGACAGCAGGGCCACAGUCUCAAGUUCUGGCCAGUGUCAUCACAGAGAACAGUCCUCCGUCUCCAGUCAGUCCACUCAGCCUCCCCUCUGAACCAGAACCUCCAAACCCAUUCAGUGAUCUGACAGACCAAGCACUAGAGGAGUACAAGAAGGAGGUUCAGAGGAAGCAGGAUGGAGGGACAGAUGGUACAGAAGGGGAGGAGGAAGAAGAGGAAGAGGAGGAGCAGGAGAAGAUGGUGGUGGAGGCAAAUGAGAAGGUGUCUCCCCCUGUUGUCUCCCCCACAAAGGUCCUUGCUCCACCCCAUCAGUCUCCUCUCUCAGAGGAGGCAAACACUGACUCUCCUGCCAUCCAGAUUGGAGGUGAGGAGGAGAAGCAGACAACGGAGGAACUGGAGAAAGGCAUGAAGGCCCUGUCCACUAAUGACACAUCCUCCAGCCCCGCUGCUCCCCCAGUCAAACCUCAAGGUGGCACUCCAGAGGGCUCUCCCUCCAAGUCCCCAUCCAAGAAGAAAAAGAAGUUCAAGCCGCCAUCGUUCCUGAAAAAGAGCAAGAAGCAGAAGGAGAAAGCUGAGGCCUAAACGUACACAGACACACACACGCAUACCCAGAUAAGACACUGCUGUGAAGUCAACCUGAUCAGAUCUCUCCAUAGGUACCUGACCUAUGUGUCACACUCACAGUAACUUUAACGAACUGAUACUCAAAUGCUUUGCUACUCAGUAGUUGUAUUUUUGCUGUUAAUCAUCUAAAACAUUUCACCCAAGUCAGAUAUAGUUACACAGCUUUCUAGGGAAAGCAGGAACAUCCUUUGAAUUCAUUGAAGAGAACCUGAUACUAAAAAAAUUAAAACCAUUUCACUUAAAAAAAAUGCAAAUAUUUGUCGUCAACAACACACAUACACAGUUGUCACCCGUCUCUUAAUCCAACCUGCUGUUAUCAGUGUCACACUGCAUAGAUGUUGACGUGCAUCUGUUUUGAAGACGGCGAUCAGGACUGUGACCUGUGCACUUACAGUAACGCUCGCAACUCUUUCCUUUCUCCACAAGUGUUGAGUAUGUGUUGACCAUGUAAAGUCUUCAUGAAUUAUGCACCCACUUUUCUAUGUAUAUACAAUGAAUUAUAGGAACUUAGACAUGUGUACAUUGACAUUGUAGUACAUUGCAUUUGUGGUCCAUCAGAUUUAAUCUUCAUACUUUGGUUGUAGUUUUCAAGUAGAUGUUGCAGAUGUGCUACGUGAGCACAGGUGCUGUAUAUGUGGAACAAUGCUGAUUGCUACUGGUUGUGCUCCUCUGAAUGCUACAUGGUUUAGUGAACAUCUCAUACAUUUAGUAUGUUGAACCCAAAAGAACAAAAUGAAAAGAACAAAACACUGGCUCGCAACAAAACACAAGCCGCUAUGAAUGCCAACAUUACUACUACUAAAAAAAAAAAAAUUAAAACAGAAUUAAAAUUUUGUUGCUUGAAACUCUGUUAUAAAAGAUACUGAAGGUACUAGACAUUCCACUUUUUCCUUGUUUUCUUUUGAAUGUACACAUACAAAUAUUACCAAUGGAUGAAUUAUUUUCUGUAGAAACCAAAAGCUGUAACAAAAUUCUGGUGUGUGAUGUAUUACAUGGUGUUUAUUUCUUAAUUGUUUUAUGUUAGAAUGUAUAGCUGAGUGUUGCCUUGUUACCAUGAAUAACACAUUAAAGAUCAGGUUUGAUUUUAAAUACAAUGGUUUGGUGGUUUAUGUAAUUGCGAUAUAGAUUCCACUGACAAACAUUAACGUCAACUGCUGCUUCGAUUCUAUAAUUGACCCCUUGGUCUAAAUGUUAAGAUACAGACACAAUAAAUGAUACUUUGAGAA